UUUCCUAAUUGCCUUAGCCAGAGCCUAAUGGAAAAACCUCCUUCACUUCUCCACCCACAGUUAACUCAAUCUCAACUCAAAAAGUGCAACAUUCCCCAUAAAUAAUAAGCAAGCGUUGCAGUUAAGUUACCGCUAAAUCCAACGAUCCAAGCCAAGAGCUUGGCAACAACAAAAGCAACAAUAUAUCUUAAAAUUCUACGGCUUAGACUAAGUUAAAGAACGGAAAAUGCUCAUGCACCAUACCACAUCCACAUCGAUAUCCGUAUCCACAACGUCGACGGCGACCAUGACCAACUCGUCAUCCUCGGCCACGCCCACCCCGGGCUCGACCUCCUCCAACAACAGCGCCACGCUGGAGACGCUCCACCAGCAGAAUCAGCACCACCACCAGCAGCAGCAGCAGCUGCAACAACAAUUGCAGCAAUUGCACACGAAUGCAGCGAACAACUCCCGUCCACCCUCCCGGGCCCCCUCCAUACUCGACAGUCCGACACUGGCGCGUGUGGAGCGGGCACGUCUGCGGUUGGAGCAUCAGGAGCGGGAACGGGGACGGGAGCGUGAGCGUAGCAGCCAGCGUGAGGGGGGAAGCUCCGGCACCGGCAGCACCGCCACAACCAUGAAUCGUGAAGAUAGCCUGGAGCGCAGUGUUUUGGAUCCCAAGAAAGAGACGGCGCCGUGGCAUCAGAUGUGGACGCAUAUGAAACGCCUCUCGCACGCCUCCAAAGUAAAUUCGACGAGCAGCCUGACCGCCCAGAAAACCGAUGUGGGCGUGGGCCAUCCCCACCAGAAUCUGACACCCGGCAAUGCAACAAACCCAACAGCCACAUCAACGCCCGGGAAAUGCAUUCUAUUCCCGGAUAAGACGUCCUCCCUGAAAAGCUCUAUGUAUACGCAACAGGUGUACUUCAGGCCCGAUAUGCAAUCCUUGCUGGCAGGACGCAUUCCGGUGGCCUCCAUGACAGGACCCAUUAAACGUGGACUGCUCUGGCAGCAAAGGGAUCGCCUCUUCUCGCGCUGGAAGGAACGAUACUUUGUGCUCACUCGUGACUACUUGCAUUGCUUCAAGAGAGCCUCGGGAUCGGCCAAUGAACGUGCCUCCGAUAUGGGACAGUUUAUCUUUAAGGUCAAAUUGGUGGACGUCGAGAAGGUGGAAUGGCUGAACCGACGCUCCUACAGCGCCAUUGGACUGUUGUUGGGCCGCGAGGGUAGAGUUCUGCUUCGCUGCGACGAUGGCCUCGAGGACUGGUUCGAGCUGCUGGAGGAAUGCACGAUUACCUCCAAGGAGCGCAGAAAGGCCUUGAAGAUUGCCCAGGGCCCACGUUCCCGCGCCUCACUGGCUGCCCCCGUGUCGCAUGCCUCGUUGCAGUUUGGACUGGGUGGCACCUACUCCAGUGCCCUGGACGACUGGCUGAUGACCAAUGGCACUGGCGGAGGCUUGGCUCGUCACAAAAUUGGAGCUGGCAGCCUCAACGGAUACGCCGGGGCAAAUCCCUUCCUGUUCUCCGACUCUGUGCCGGACCUGAGUGCUCUGAACAAUGAGAACCACAACCACCACAUGAGUGGCAUCAGCACCAACCACUCGACACCCCAGAAGAUACCGCACCACAGCAAUGCGAAUCUCAGCCGUUACUCCAACGGCUAUGCCUCGGCCCAGAACAGCUUCACCCAGGGCAAUAGCGCCCUGUACGGUUCGCCCAGGAGGAUCUUUAUCAACAGCAGCUUCGGCUCUAACCAGGUGGUGGAUGAGGAGACCGAGGAAGCGGAGGUGCAACUGCGACGACCAAGACUGUUCCGAGGCGUAAGCGCCACUCCGGAUAAUGGCAACGAGCUGGACAGGGAUUGGCUCUACAGGAAGCCCAGGGCGCCCACUGAUAUGAGGCACUCAGUCCAACCUAUGUUGCCCACUGGCGGUGGCAGUAAUAUGGGCCUGGCCAAGGCGGAGCUAGACGGUUCCGCUCAUGAUAGCGGCCUGGACACACCUCCGUCGACGCACCGCCCCUCUAGCUACCGGGAGGCGAGCCGGGACAGCACCGAAACUAAUGGAAGCUCCUCCCGCGGCACCCUCCUCAACAACUCCUCGCCCGGCGGCAGCUUCCGGGCCAAGAAGCUGAGCAGCCAAGUUACCAAUCUCAAUCAGCUGAAUGCCCUGCAUGGCUCUCGGUACUCGGUGCAGGAUCAGCGCAUCCUCAAGAUGCGCAACAACGAGGAGGAUCGCUGUGCCUCGAUCAAAAUGGCCAAUCGCCUGAACCAGAAUCACGAGCAACUGCCGCAACAGGCCUCCUAUGAUCCGAACCAGAACCGGUACUACAAGAACGGCAAUGCCACGCCCCCCACUUCGCUUACGCCCCAGCACACGCCGCAGCACAAGCUGCUGAUGAUGCACCACGGCAAUGGAAAUGGUAAUGGCGGCACCCUGAACGGCAACAGCAAUGGAUCGGACCGGAUGAACGGAUCCGCCAUUUUCCGAGAGCGCUACCAGCAUCCGGCCUUGGCCGCCAUCAUUAACGAGGCCCAGGGCCUGAAGUUCAGAGAGCGCGCCUUCUCGGACAGUCAGCAGCGCCGCCUGAACAACAACAAUGGCCCCAAUCCCCAGCCAGCCUCGCCACUCGCCCAGCGCCGGAACAGUCCCGGACUGGGAUCCGGAGUCGGAUCAGGAGCCAUCUUUGGUACCCCGACGCGAGUAUAGCGCCUAAAGGUCUAAGGAUAAUCCAACUCGACGGAGAAUUGAUUACUCCACGUAGUUUAAAGUUCAUUAAGCCGUAAAUUAGUCAACUUAGAGGAAAGUGCGGAAAUUAUUUGCAUAGAAAAUACAUCAACGAACGUAGAAAAUAGCUAUUACGUAGUAGUACUCUUAGUGUGUGUGCUCCAAUGUCCAGCUUUAUGUAAAUGUUUAAAUAAAAUAUACCUUAAAGAAA
Molecule: messenger RNA, 2915 nt
Organism: Drosophila bipectinata
Lineage: Eukaryota; Metazoa; Arthropoda; Insecta; Diptera; Drosophilidae
Product: homeobox protein 9
Biological process (GO): actin cytoskeleton organization
Cellular component (GO): plasma membrane
Source: RefSeq, a predicted model, not a curated record